GGUCUCUGCAAGGCCGUCGGUCCGUCCGCCCGCCCUCCCGGCGCUCCUCCGCCCUGGCCCCGCUAUUCCGGCCACGCACGUCGCUUCCUCGGUUCCGGCCGCCGCUAGCCCGUUCCCCGCCCCCAGGCCGGCCGCCGCCGCUACUCGAGGCCGGGGAUUGGCAGUGCGCGUAGGCCGCGCCGCCGCCGCUGGAGCCGGAAUAAAGGGGCGGCCGAGAGAGCAGCCGGUCGCCACUCGCCCCGCGCCUGACCCCGCGGGCGGCCUGGAGCAGGAGAAAACUUAGAAACUUUUCGAUGUUUGAGGCAGAGAAGCUGGAAACCUGAAAGUCGGUUGCAUGUAAUUCUAAAAGUUCCUCCCUCUCGCUGUCAUUACCUUCUGCUGCCACAAAGUGGUGAGUUAGAGAUUUGCCUGGGAUGGGUGGUCUUUACCUUCCAUUGAUUACCCAAAAUGUUAGAGACUUGGAGCCAGGGAAGGCAGUCGUCUCUGGAAAGGUGGUUUUUUCCAGGUUGUCCUGGGAAGAGGAGAAAUGCUCUGUGUGUAGCAUGUUUCUUUCCACAUUGCCAAGGGAAACUUCUGAUUGUCUGCUUUUUCCUGCAGGCCUGGCAACUGUGAUUUGGAGGAUUUAGGAGUUUUGGGUGCUCUGGGAGCUAACUAGAGCAGGGAUGUUCUGCUGUGGAGACCUCCAGGCUGGAACCAGUCAUCAGGGAAGGCAGAGCCACUCUGGCCUCGAGGGCACCCUGCUUCGGAGAGCCACGCUAGCCUGUAGGCAGAGCCUUGUGGUCCGCCUAGCAUGUCGGAGAGCUGGCAGCAGCCCCCGCAGACGCAGCCGCAGCAGCCGCAGCCACCGCAGCCUCAGCACCACGCAGAGCCCCCACCGGCCCUGGCUGAGCACACCCUGCCCCCGGGCUCGGCCGAGAACCCCCUGGGCUGUGCGGUCUACGGCAUCCUCCUGCAGCCAGAUCCGGGCCUCCAGCCCCCGCAGCACGCGCCCCUGCAGGCGGCCAGCGAGCCGGGCCCCAAGUGCGGCGUGUGUGGCCACGACCUGGCGCACCUGUCCAGCCCGCACGAGCACCAGUGUCUGGCGGGCCACGACCGCUCCUUCCAGUGCACGCAGUGUCUCAAGAUCUUCCACCAGGCCACGGACCUGCUGGAACACCAGUGCGUGCAGGCCGAACAGAAGCCUUUCGUCUGCGGUGUCUGCAAGAUGGGAUUCUCGCUGCUCACGUCACUGGCGCAGCACCACAGCGCGCACAGCGGCACGAGCGGCCUGGUGAAGUGUUCCAUCUGCGAGAAGACCUACAAGCCGGCGGAGGCGGCAGAACCCGCGGCCGCCGCCGCCGCCACCCCCCUACCCCCAGCCCCCGCGCCGCCUCCGCCACCGCCGCCCGCUGUGGCCCCUGGCGAGCAGGCCGACAAGCCCUACAGCUGCCCCAUCUGCCAGAAGCCCUUCAAGCACCUGUCGGAGCUGUCGCGGCACGAGCGCAUCCACACAGGCGAGAAGCCGUACAAGUGCACGCUGUGUGACAAGAGCUUCAGCCAGUCGUCGCACCUGGUACACCACAAGCGCACGCACAGCUCGGAGCGGCCGUACAAGUGCGCCGUGUGCGAGAAGACCUUCAAGCACCGCUCGCAUCUGGUGCGCCACAUGUACGCGCACUCGGGCGAGCACCACUUGUUCCGCUGCAACGUGUGCGAGCUGCACUUUAAGGAGUCCUCGGAGCUGCUGCAGCACCCGUGCACGCCGAGUGGGGAGCGGCCGUUCCGCUGCGGCGAGUGCCAGAAGGCCUUCAAGCGGCCGUCGGACCUGCGGCAGCACGAGCGCACGCACAGCGCAGAGCGGCCCUUCAAGUGUGACCUGUGCCCCAUGGGCUUCAAGCAGCAGUACGCGCUCAUGCGCCACCGGCGCACGCACAAGGCCGAGGAGCCGUUCAAGUGCGGCCUGUGCGAGAAGGGCUUUGGGCAGCCCAGCCACCUGCUCUACCACCAGCAUGUGCACACCCUUGAGACCCUCUUCAAGUGCCCCGUGUGCCAGAAGGGCUUCGACCAGUCGGCCGAGCUGCUGCGGCACAAGUGCCUGCCGGGCGCGGCCGAGCGGCCCUUUAAGUGCCCUGUGUGUAGCAAGGCCUACAAGCGCGCGUCCGCCCUGCAGAAGCACCAGCUGGCGCACUGCUCGGCCGCCGAGAAGCCGCUGCGCUGCACCCUGUGCGAGCGCCGCUUUUUCUCGUCCUCUGAGUUCGUGCAGCACCGCUGCGACCCGGCCCGCGAGAAGCCGCUCAAGUGCCCGGACUGCGAGAAGCGCUUCAAGUACGCGUCCGACCUGCAGCGGCACCGGCGGGUGCACACGGGUGAGAAGCCCUACAAGUGCCCCAACUGUGACAAGGCCUUCAAGCAGCGCGAGCAUCUCAACAAGCACCAGGGGGUGCACGCCCGCGAGCAGCAGUUCAAGUGCGUGUGGUGCGGCGAGCGUUUCCUGGACGUGGCCCUGCUGCAGGAGCACAGCGCCCAGCACAGUGCUGCCGCAGCGGCUGCGGAGGGCGCCUACCAGGUGGCUGCCUGCCUGCCCUGAGUGCCGCCCAAAUGCGCGCCUCCCGAGCGCCCCCAACGGCCCCUGCCCCGCACUCUACCCGCCGUGCCCUCCCAAGCCGGAGGGUAUGGGCAGAGGCUGGGUGGGGGUGCCCAGCACUCCUGGUACCGGCCUGGAGGUAGGGUGUGGGGAACCAGAUUGCUGUGGCUGGCCCUGAUCCCACAAACCUCUUUCCCAUUACAGGAUUCCCUUACUUGAGAGCCAUCAGCCUCCCUUAUCUCUGGGGGCCUGGAACCAGGCUGGAAGUCAAGUGGACUGUCUGAAUCCACCCCAAGGAGGGAUUGGUGCCAGCCUCACCUCCCCAAACUUUUCAGCCUAAUUAGAAACCAGAUGGGGUAGGAAAGAGGAUGGCCGUGGUCAGGUGUGGGAGAAGGGCUAGAUCCUGUUUGUGGGCUGGAUAUAGGGCAGCUGUCCUCCAAGUCCUGUUUGAGGGAGCAGGCGGCUUUGUGAUGUAGUCCUGGGGACCAGGAAGGGCGGACGGUGAGCCUGAGCUGCAGGCCUCUUCGUCUGCUCCAGCUAGGGACCGGUGUGGCCUCCCAGGUUCCGACAGGGAGACAGACGGGAGGGCUGCACAUCUGUGAGUGGGGUGGGCCUGGAGAGAAUCAGCCCCUCCAGAAGGGAGGAGGCAGAGAAGUUGUCCUGUGACACACUCGGCCAGGGACAGUGCUGUCCACAGGGAGAGGAGGAAAGGCAGCUUUCGUACUGAGGGCUGCUCCAGCUAUACAGAAAACGCCCCUCCUACCUUUGCAGCAUGGUACCAAGCUCUGGGGAGUGUGUUCUUGGCCUGACAGAACUACUGAUGGGGAAGAAGGGGACUGUUAGACCACCUUGGUGCCUGGGAGGAAGCAGGGCCAAGUCCAUGAUCUUAUCAGUGGACGGAAACAAGUGCCCUCCCCCUUGAAUGUGUGAACCAAAGUGUCAAGGGCGGCCCCAAACAGCUUGCCCCAGCUCUGCUUCUGGGCUAAGACCAGGCCUGGGCACCCAGGGUGGGGGAAGUGCUCUCCUAGUGACUCCACAGUGCUCUCCUAGCCCCUGGGAAUCCUCCCCAUCAGUCUGGCUCCCGGCCUGGACCCCGGGGGUCUUUUGCUGCCAAGCCAAGGUGCCCUGGACAUUAUCCACUGACUUCCAAGGCCAGAGAUUCUCUCUGGGGUCCUCCUGGGGUCCCUGUAGGUCUCUGCCUGCCCACGAGGGCUCAUUGAGUUAGGGGUGCCCAGAGCAAUAGGGAGCAGGCCAAGGAAGGGGUUGUCAAGGGAGCCAGUAGGUGCCUGGAGUUGACUGAGAUUGCUGGCCAGCGGGGGUGGGGGCCCUCGGGAAGCCCAAAGGACCUUUAUUAUCAAAAUGAUUCUUCUGAACCCAGCUGUGCCCUUACCCCGCCCUCUUCCAGCCCUCCUUGGGCGUGGGUCUUGAAAGACUUUAAUCAGUGCUCACACCAAGGGCCCAGAGGAGCAGGGAGGCCCGCCUUGUCUCGUUCUCACCUUGAGAAGGCUGAACAGCCCAUAUCCGCCUCCUCUCUGGGACUGGGCUCCCUUCCUGUGCCUGCAGAGAGGGGCUGGUCCUUCCCCUCGGUGCUGGCUCUCAGUCACAAUGCCUCAAAAGACAUGGAACCCAGGCCGACAACAGGCCCAACUGCUAAUUUUUCCCUUUCCUUUUGCUUUCUAAAAGCAGUUGUUAUACUGUUCAUAACAUUGUAUAGUUUAAUUUCAUGUCAUUUUGGAUCUUAUAUAAAAAUGUGAAAAUUUGGAUUUUUAAAAAAGAAUGACUCCAUUUUAGAUAGCCCCUUUUGAUGUUAAUAUAUAGUGAGUCCAAUGUAUGCUUUAGAAGUAAAGACAUUGACCAUCACAGA
Molecule: messenger RNA, 4427 nt
Organism: Neogale vison (American mink)
Lineage: Eukaryota; Metazoa; Chordata; Mammalia; Carnivora; Mustelidae
Gene: ZNF319
Product: zinc finger protein 319
Exons: 4
Coding region: 791-2566 (591 amino acids)
Source: RefSeq, a predicted model, not a curated record